Messenger RNA from Mandrillus leucophaeus (drill), 3611 nucleotides. RefSeq names its product IQ motif and Sec7 domain 2 (gene IQSEC2). Gene Ontology annotation, biological process: regulation of ARF protein signal transduction; actin cytoskeleton organization. Gene Ontology annotation, molecular function: guanyl-nucleotide exchange factor activity; protein binding. Lineage: Eukaryota; Metazoa; Chordata; Mammalia; Primates; Cercopithecidae. The coding region runs from base 94 to 2943 and encodes 949 amino acids. The record is from RefSeq and is a predicted model, not a curated record. The transcript has 14 exons.
UCCUUCUAGGGAAGGGCUGGGGAGGAGGGGGUGGUGACACGGUGGAGACACCGGGUAGGCCAGGGGGCCUGCCCUUGGGACAGGUCAAGACCCAUGGAGCCCCCCGGGAGGAGCAGCAGGUCCACAGCGUCUCAUACUCUACACCAGUAUUGCUGUCCUACUCAGGUCCUUGACUCCAUGAAGCUUACCCCCUCAGGCAGGCUGGCAGAGAGCAGUGUGGAGGGUGAUGCCCCAGGCAGUGACCUGAGCACAGCGGUUGAUAGUCCUGGGAGCCAACCCCCCUACCGGCUGAGCCAGCUGCCCCCCUCCAGCAGCCACAUGGGGGGCCCCCCUGCUGGAGUGGGCCUUCCCUGGGCUCAACGGGCACGCCUCCAGCCAGCCAGUGUCGCCCUGAGGAAGCAGGAGGAGGAGGAGAUAAAGCGCUCCAAGGCCCUAUCGGACAGCUAUGAACUCUCCACAGACCUGCAGGACAAGAAGGUGGAAAUGCUGGAGAGGAAGUAUGGGGGCUCCUUCCUGAGCCGCAGAGCUGCCAGGACCAUCCAGACAGCCUUCCGCCAGUACCGCAUGAACAAGAACUUUGAGCGGCUACGCAGCUCAGCCUCAGAGAGCCGCAUGUCCCGCCGCAUCAUCCUUUCCAACAUGCGGAUGCAGUUCUCCUUUGAGGAGUAUGAGAAGGCACAGAACCCCGCGUACUUCGAGGGCAAGCCUGCCUCGCUGGACGAGGGUGCCAUGGCUGGUGCCCGGAGCCACCGGCUUGAACGGGGGCUCCCAUAUGGGGGCUCCUGUGGUGGGGGCAUCGAUGGUGGUGGAAGCUCCGUCACCACAUCUGGAGAGUUUUCUAAUGACAUCACAGAACUAGAGGACUCCUUCUCCAAACAGGUAAAGUCUCUGGCUGAAUCCAUCGACGAAGCCCUGAACUGCCACCCGUCAGGGCCCAUGUCUGAGGAGCCAGGUUCAGCCCAGCUGGAGAAGCGGGAGUCAAAGGAACAGCAAGAGGACAGCUCGGCCACAUCCUUCAGUGACCUUCCCCUCUACCUGGAUGACACAGUUCCCCAACAAUCCCCUGAGCGACUGCCCAGCACAGAACCCCCACCCCAGGGCCGGCCCGAGUUCUGGGCGCCAGCCCCUCUCCCGCCAGUUCCUCCACCAGUGCCAUCAGGAACCCGGGAAGACGGUAGCCGUGAGGAAGGCACUCGCAGGGGUCCCGGGUGCUUGGAGUGCCGGGAUUUCCGGCUGCGGGCCGCCCACCUUCCCCUGCUUACCAUUGAGCCUCCUAGUGACAGCUCCGUGGACCUGAGUGACCGCUCAGAUCGCGGCUCUGUCCACCGCCAGCUGGUGUAUGAGGCUGAUGGCUGCAGCCCCCAUGGGACCCUGAAGCACAAGGGGCCACCAGGCAGGGCCCCGAUCCCACACCGCCACUACCCAGCCCCUGAGGGCCCAGCCCCAGCCCCACCAGGGCCCCUGCCACCAGCCCCCAACAGUGGCACUGGGCCCAGUGGUGUGGCUGGGGGUCGGAGGUUGGGGAAGUGCGAGGCAGCAGGCGAGAACUCUGAUGGUGGAGAUAAUGAGAGCCUCGAGAGCUCCAGCAAUUCCAAUGAGACCAUCAACUGCAGCUCCGGCUCCUCUUCUCGGGACAGUCUAAGGGAGCCUCCGGCCACCGGCCUGUGCAAGCAGACUUACCAGCGGGAGACAAGGCACAGCUGGGACUCGCCAGCUUUCAACAAUGAUGUGGUCCAGAGGCGGCACUACCGAAUCGGCCUCAACCUUUUCAACAAGAAGCCAGAGAAGGGUAUCCAGUAUCUGAUCGAGCGGGGCUUCCUGUCAGACACACCGGUGGGAGUGGCUCACUUCAUCCUGGAGCGGAAAGGCCUCAGCCGGCAGAUGAUAGGGGAAUUCCUAGGGAACCGGCAGAAGCAGUUCAACAGAGACGUGUUGGACUGUGUGGUGGAUGAGAUGGACUUCUCCUCAAUGGAUCUGGAUGAUGCACUCCGGAAGUUCCAGUCCCAUAUCCGGGUUCAGGGUGAGGCCCAGAAAGUGGAGCGACUCAUCGAAGCCUUCAGCCAGCGGUACUGUGUCUGUAACCCAGCCCUUGUGCGCCAGUUCCGGAACCCAGACACCAUCUUCAUCCUUGCUUUUGCCAUCAUCCUCCUCAAUACCGACAUGUACAGUCCCAGCGUCAAGGCUGAACGAAAGAUGAAACUAGAUGACUUCAUCAAGAACCUGAGAGGGGUUGACAAUGGUGAAGACAUCCCCCGAGACCUCCUGGUGGGCAUCUACCAGCGCAUCCAGGGGCGUGAACUGCGGACCAACGAUGACCAUGUGUCCCAGGUGCAGGCUGUGGAGCGCAUGAUUGUUGGAAAGAAACCAGUCCUGUCUCUCCCUCACCGUCGACUGGUUUGCUGCUGCCAGCUCUAUGAGGUGCCAGAUCCAAACCGCCCCCAGAGGCUAGGGUUGCAUCAGCGAGAGGUCUUCCUCUUCAAUGAUCUCCUUGUGGUCACCAAAAUUUUCCAGAAGAAGAAGAUCUUGGUGACGUACAGUUUCCGUCAGUCUUUCCCCCUCGUGGAAAUGCACAUGCAGCUCUUCCAGAAUUCAUAUUACCAGUUUGGGAUCAAGUUGCUGUCUGCAGUACCUGGUGGGGAGCGAAAAGUCCUCAUCAUCUUCAAUGCCCCCAGCCUCCAGGACCGGCUGCGCUUUACAUCCGACCUGCGCGAAUCCAUUGCGGAGGUGCAGGAGAUGGAGAAAUACCGUGUGGAGUCGGAGCUGGAGAAGCAGAAAGGUAUGAUGCGGCCUAACGCCUCACAGCCUGGAGGGGCCAAGGACUCAGUGAAUGGGACGAUGGCCCGCAGUAGCCUGGAGGACACUUACGGGGCAGGCGAUGGGCUCAAACGGGGCGCACUCAGCAGUUCCCUGCGAGACCUCUCUGAUGCAGGGGUCUGUUAUUAGCAGUCCACGCCCUCACCAGAGGAUGCCACCUCCGCCCCCACCCCCGCCGCCAGAGGAGUACAAGAGCCAGAGGCCCGUCUCCAACUCCUCAUCCUUCCUGGGCUCCCUAUUUGGAAGCAAACGGGGCAAGGGGCCCUUCCAGAUGCCACCACCGCCAACAGGCCAGGCCUCUGCCUCCUCUUCAUCUGCUUCUUCCACGCACCACCACCACCACCACCAUCACCACGGCCAUAGCCACGGUGGCCUGGGGGUGCUGCCUGAUGGGCAGUCCAAGCUCCAGGCCCUGCAUGCCCAGUAUUGCCAAGGACCAGGCCCUGCCCCGCCACCCUACCUCCCACCCCAGCAGCCCUCUCUUCCCCCACCUCCCCAGCAGCCCCCACCCUUGCCCCAGCUAGGCUCCAUUCCACCGCCUCCCGCCUCAGCCCCACCUGUGGGGCCACAUCGCCACUUCCAUGCCCAUGGCCCAGUCCCAGGGCCCCAACACUAUACCUUGGGCCGGCCAGGCAGGGCACCCAGACGGGGAGCUGGAGGACACCCUCAGUUUGCUCCACAUGGCCGCCACCCCCUGCACCAGCCCACAUCCCCACUGCCCCUGUACAGUCCUGCUCCCCAGCACCCUCCAGCCCACAAACAGGGCCCUAAGCACUUCAUCUUCAGCCACCACCCAC